CUGUAAACUGUAAACUGUACAUCUUAGUGACAACUCUUUUUUCCCUAUUUACCAAGUUGCUUUACAUUCUGUGCUCAUAGCUAGUCCUUAAUGAGGCAUUAUGUCAAGAUGUCUGGCACUUGUAAGUAAAAGCUACUGUGUAAAUGCUCAUAUAUAGGGAUCGGAUCACAUCUAUGCAGAUUUGCUCUACCUUAUCAGGCACUCACUCUCCCUUAUAAACGAGAUGAGUUUCCUUUCUCCGCGAUAGAUUUUACAGGAACUACUACAGCUGUGGGCAUCUUCGCCAGAUUCUUAUCUCACGGCGUUGAUCAGAUAAGUACAAAUCAGAAGCAUGGCCGAAAAGUAAUAUCGUUGACUAUAACUCUAUUAUUCCGAAGUUGGAGUGAUUAAGGAAGUGAUUAAGAUGUUGUUUUCACUCAAGAAGAGAGAUAUAUUACAUAGGUACAGACACAGUUAUCUUACAGAGGAAUCGAAGUUUGCCCAUCUCAUCAUGGCCAAAUCCCGCUUUCAGUGGGAGAAGUCACUGGAUGGUUUCUGGAGCAGGGACAUUGACGAAUGCGAGUUGUUCUAUCGAUCCUGUUCCAGGAAAGAUAACAAUUGUUACCCCGUUACUGCUUGUGCAUCCUUCAUCAUCAACGCUGAGACGUCCAAAAGCAAUGAAAAUGAUAGCCAAAUAGAACAGCACGUUGAAGACGCCUUUCACAAGGCCUGGAUGAAUCUCAACUACAAUCACCCAAGUUUACGUUCCCUAGUUCAACAUGUCGAGGAUAGCGGCCAACCAAAGAGGGUGUAUUCAACCUUCCAGGACAAGAACGACGAGAAACGUUGGUUGAACGAGACCUUCCAUGUCGUCAAUGUUGAUGUUGACCUAACACAAUGGUUCAACAUGAACUCACCAACCUUCGAGAUAUCCACCGUUUUUCUUGUCAGGUCCAGGCAAGGAGACACGUCUGACUGUAGCGUCUUCCUACGAUGUCCGCAUGAUAUAACUGACGGCAUUGGCGUUUUACAGCUACUUGACCAACUUUUCACCGAAGCUGCUCUUUCUUACACACAAGGAUCCAAGUAUACCUUGCCAGAAUGGGGCAAUGAGCACUUGAACCUUUCCCCUUGUCUACGGGUUGCCGCCGCCAUUCCAGAGACCUUCUCCGAGUCCGAUAUCAGCCGUUUCGAGGAUAUCCAGGCUCAAAACAGGACCGCAUACAACCAUCCUAGUUUUCUUAGUCUCCCCCCAAGCUCUAAAACUGCCACUCUAACACAUGGCACGAGGCAGCGCCUCCCGCUUCUAAUACCCAGGGAGGUGACUGCGCAGAUCCUCCAGAACAGCAAGGCCAUCGCCCCCGGCGUCAACGUGACCCACGUUUUCAUGUCCGCGCUAGCCAUCGCUCUUGCUGAGUUACAGCCGCGCCAGGAGGAGCCCUACCCCGUCCGCUACGCCAACCACAGCAUGAUGAACCUGCGGCCGUACUGCCGCGACCCCUACCCCGGCCCCGCGCACGCCGCUGCCGCGUACCACACCAUAUCCGCGCAAGCGCUCAGCAUCGACUUGAUUGUGUCUGGCACGGAUAACGUAGACCAGGGCGAGGCAAACCAGCUACCGCAGAUCGCAACUAGCGUGCGGGGCUUCUACCACACCGCCCGCCCGACCUCCUCCUCCUCCUCCGACCAGGUCGUCCACUCCCCGCUAACCUUCCAGGCCUUCACGCCGCCGUCCGGCACGGACCCCCAUCUCGUUUCGGAACCCUCCUGUUGCCCGGUCGCGCUCUCCUCGAUCGGCAACGUGUCGUCGAUAGUGGACGCCCACCACGGCCCAUUCCAGCUCACGAGGGUCUGGGCCGCGAGCGAGCCGAUCGGGGCGGGCGUCGCGGUGUUCCUGGGCACUUGGGAUGGGCGGAUUGAGCUCUCGGGUGUGUUUGAUACGCGGUAUCAUGAUGGCGGGUACAUCGAAGGUUUCUUGGAGCGGAUCGUGAAGUGUGUUUGUCGAGGCUUGGGUAUUGGUGAGCUUCCCGCUCGAGAGUGAGUUACCUAUAUGAUCUUUUGGAUGUUGAGGGAAUAGGGGGUGGAAAUGGGAAUAUGAGUAAUUUCGAUGACUAAAAUAUGAAUAGGAGUUAACCUAGUUGAAUGUGUGGAUAGUAUGAUUGGGCUUCAAAAAGGGGGAGGCUUUUUAUGUCCAUAAUCAGCUUUGGGACACUGGACCCCUGUCUUUAAUCCAGGAGACCUGGAAUCUAACUACCGGUUAGGCAGGUAUAUUUUUUAGAGGGUAAAUUGAUCUAAAUAGCUGGUUGUUAUGUUUAUAGUAUGUCUAACGAUAAGAAGUAGGAUGGGCUUAGAAAUAUUCGUAUUUGAC
Molecule: messenger RNA, 2347 nt
Organism: Hypoxylon fragiforme
Lineage: Eukaryota; Fungi; Ascomycota; Sordariomycetes; Xylariales; Hypoxylaceae
Exons: 3
Coding region: 404-2020 (538 amino acids)
Source: RefSeq, a predicted model, not a curated record